Molecule: messenger RNA, 1348 nt
Organism: Chelonoidis abingdonii (Abingdon island giant tortoise)
Lineage: Eukaryota; Metazoa; Chordata; Testudines; Testudinidae
Source: RefSeq, a predicted model, not a curated record
CUGCUGCGAGGGGCAGGGGGCGGGGCCUGUCUGCUCCGGGUUGGGUAGCGGUGGGGCCGCCCCAGCGGGUGCGCAGCGCCUUGGCCAGGUACCCGCCCGCUGGCCGGACCCCGCUCAGCCGCGCCCGUCCCCGCAGCGGUGACUGCUGAAGCGAAGCCUGUUGAGGGCCUGGGAGUGGAACUUGCUGCCUUAGAGCCAGAGAGACGCAGGCGUGGAAGGGACCGUGGUAGAUGACCCAGUCCUGUCCCUGGCACUGAGGCAGGAUCAGGUACACUUUGUUGAUGUCAAAAGUACUUCAAGGAGAAGGCCAUACCCAAGACAUUUUGCAUAUGAAUCUUGAUAAUGACAGAUCAAGAAAAAGAAAUUGGGGUUUGUUGGUCACUGGCAUUGUUGGUGGGACAGUGGUGGUACUGUAUGCUGUUGCCACUCCAUUCCUAACUCCAGCACUGAGAAAAAUUUGCCUUCCUUUUGUACCUGCAACUUCAGCUCAGAUUGAAAAUGUUUUGAAAAUGUUACAAUACAGAAGUGGAUCUCUGGUUGACAUAGGUAGCGGCGAUGGACGUAUUGUGAUAGCAGCUGCAAAAGAAGGAUUCAAAGCUGUUGGUUAUGAAUUAAAUCCCUGGCUAGUCUGGUACUCCAGAUAUCGUGCUUGGAGAGAAGGGAUGCAUCAUAAUGCCAAAUUUUAUAUUUCAGAUUUGUGGAAGGUUAGCUUUUCCCAGUAUACAAAUGUUGUUGUUUUUGGGGUACCUCAAAUGAUGCCACAGUUGGAGAAGAAGCUUGAAGAAGAACUUGAUCACAAUGCCAGAGUUGUUGCGUGCCGUUUUCCUUUCCCACAGUGGAUGCCAGAUCAUACUACUGGAGAAGGAAUAGACAUGGUGUGGGCCUAUGAUUCAAAAGCUUUCAAAGGAAAUGAAAAGACAUGCUCAGAAACUAUGCAAAAGAUGCAUCCUUUGUAAGAUGUCAGGUUAAAAAAUGUUGGAGCGAACUUUAAAUGGUGACCGUCUGAUUCGGUUCGUAGUAUACUUAAAGCAGUGGGAGGAUAACAAUAAGUACCACUGAAUAUUUCUCAAACCCAUUUCUUUGUCAGAAUGUCUUGUGGUUAAACAAACUGAACUGUAGUCUUAUUUUAUAUUACAGCAAAGCAAAGGCCAGUAAAAUGUAGACAAGGUAUACCAUGGAAAAAUGCAAAGAAGACUUGUAUGUAUUGAUUACAAGAAGAAAUUGUUAGAAUUUUUUUAAAAAAUAUCUUUUACAUGAAAAGUGGUAGGAUGCAGAAAGGGUUCAGUAGUGUUAAGGACACGUGUAUAAACUAAAUGCUCUAGUAAUAUUAAAGUUAUUUUUAACUGUU